Pygocentrus nattereri (red-bellied piranha) is the source of this 3869-nucleotide messenger RNA. Its product is annotated as choline transporter-like protein 2. The transcript has 27 exons. The coding region runs from base 1 to 3771 and encodes 1256 amino acids. Gene Ontology annotation, cellular component: membrane. Lineage: Eukaryota; Metazoa; Chordata; Actinopteri; Characiformes; Serrasalmidae. Gene Ontology annotation, biological process: transmembrane transport; choline transport. Gene Ontology annotation, molecular function: choline transmembrane transporter activity. The record is from RefSeq and is a predicted model, not a curated record.
AUGCCGAGAAAAAGUAAGAAAGUCACGCGCCGCGGGGCCGCGAAGAAUGACCGCUUGAACGGCCUCGAUCUGGACCGCGUUCUGGCGAAGGGAGACGCGCUGUAUACUCUGGUCAAGCGCGCGCUGCUGAAUGAAGGGAGGUUGAUUUGUGACCUGCUGACCUUUGACGAGCUGCCCGGUACAGUAGAGACAGACUCGCGGUGUUACAGCAUUAUUAAACGCCCCCAGAGGUUCGGGUUUUUAAAGGACGAGGCGCCGCAGGGAAUGGCCGAGUAUGAGACCCUGGACAGAUCGCUCCGCUGUCUGACCGGCGACGCCGCUACCGCGCUGCUGAUGACCGGAGCCACAUGCAUCGCGGUGUUCAGAGACCGGGCGGGCAGAGAUAUUUUGAUAAACAAUGUGGAGCCAGAUGAAUUAUUUGAUGACCCAGUAAAUGAGGAGGAGGAUGAUGAUGAUGCUCCAGUGGACACUGAAAACACUGGCAGAGAGGAAACACCACAACAGAAUCCUGAGAGUGAACAGCAUGAUGAAGGUGAAAGCACAGAACAGCAGGCAGGACUCUCCUUAGACACAUGUCUUCAACCACCAGACCUCGACGACAGUGCUGUACGGAUGAGUCUGCCUAUGAAGUGCUUACAGGACAAAGACCCUGAUGAUGAGAAUGUGUGGAUGACUGGAUUAGCAGAAAAGUACAUGGCCAGGCCGAACACACCAGAGUUUGAGAACAUGUGCAUGGCUGAAUUUGCUAUCCCUAAAGGGGACAACACGGGAGAGGACGUGUACGACAGCGUGUCGGCUGUCAUGGAGAGGCACAAGCUAUCUUGGAGAGCGCUCGCCAAUGUUACCACAGAUGGAUCGCCAAAUCUGACUGGAAGAAACGUCGGGCUGCUCAAAAGAAUCCAGGACAGGGUGAAAGAGGACAACCCGGAGCAAGAGGUGAUUUUCCUACACUGCAUAAUCCACCAGGAAGCACUGUGUAAAUCCGUAUUGCAGCUUAACCACGUAGUGAAGCCAGUUGUAAAAGUCGUUAACUAUAUUCGAGCGAGGGGCCUUCAGCAUCGUCAAUUUAUUAAGUUUCUUGAAGAAACUGAUGCUGAUCACCAGGACUUGCUUUACCACUCCAAUGUCCGCUGGUUAAGUUUGGGGAAAGUGCGUCAACGAGUGUGGGAGCUCAAACAGGAGAUUAUCUCAUUUUUGGAGCUAAUUGAGAAAGGUGACGAUUUUCCUGAGCUGAGUGACACAGAUUGGCUUGGUGAUUUAGCUUUUGCUGUGGACAUACUGACGCACAUGAAUGAGCUGAACAUGAAGCUACAAGGAAAAGACCAGUUCGUGCAUGAAAUGUGCACAAACGCGAGAGCCUUCAAAACCAAGCUAGCUCUUUUCUCAAAGCAAAUGUCAAACAAGUCAUUCACUCAUUUCCCCACGCUGGCUACGCUGAAAGAGGCCCCUCAACAUGUGAAAGAAUACACAAAAUCAUUGGACGACCUGCAUGGAGAAUUCUGCCGUCGGUUCUCUGAUUUUGGAAAAAUUGACAAGUCACUUCACCUGGUGUCUUGUCCGUUCACACAGGACCCUGAAAUGGCACCACGGGAGUUGCAGUUGGAACUGAUUGAUCUUCAGUGUGACACUGUCUUAAAGGAGAAGUUCAACUCUCUUAAACUGGAUGAGUUUUAUGCUUCAUUAAGCACAGACAAAUUUCCAAACAUCCGGAAGAUGGAACAGAGGAUUUUGACAUGUAUGCACCUGGAGCUGGCCCGGCCCGUCUGUCAAAUUUUAGAAGUCAACGUGGCCCCUGAGCCAAAAGGCGACUCCCAGACGUUUGACCCUAAUUUUAAAGGGCCCAUUCACAACAGGAGCUGCACUGAUGUUCUUUGCUGUCUGCUCUUCACUCUGGGCUUGCUGGGUUACCUAACAGUCGGAUGUCUUGCCUGGUUUCAGGGUGACCUACGGAGGGUGAUUCAUCUCACAGACAGCAGGGGGCAGUUCUGUGGUCAGAAGGGAACCCCACUGGAGAAGAAGCCCUUGCUGUUUUAUAUAAAUAGUCUGAAGUGUUUGAGUUUGACGGUGCUGCUGGAGUUCCAGUGUCCUACCACACAGAUCUGUGUGGAGAAAUGUCCAGAGCGGUCCCUGACGCUGGCGAAUGCUAAACGGAACACAGAGGACAAGCAGUACUACUCACAGUUCUGUAAGGAGGGAGUGAAUAUUGCACUGCCGGAUGUUGAACUCCUGAAAGACGAAAUGUGUCCAGAUAUGAUCUUUCGCAGCCAGCCUCUUAUGUACAGGUGUUUCCCAGUCCUGAAUGAAGUUGGUGAUAACACUACCAUCAACACCCUCUUAAAUGCUGCAAGCAAGGAGUCUAACCCUGUUAGAAAAGCUCAGGAGGUGGCCAUGAAGAUCUUUCAGGAUUACACACAGUCCUGGCAGUGGAUCCUGCUUGGAUUAGUAAUUUCCAUGGUGCUCAGCAUGAUCUUCAUUGUUCUUCUGCGUUUUGUGGCUGGGGUUAUAAUCUGGACGAUAAUCAUCUCGGUCAUCCUCGUUAUUGGUUACGGUACCCUCCACUGUUAUAUGCAGUACGCUGCUCUGAAAGGCCAAGCUGGAUCAGAUGUUACCAUAAAGGAUCUGGGUCUGCGGACAGAUUUCUCCAUCUACCUGCAGAUCGAACAGACCUGGCUGGCCUUCACAAUUAUCCUGGGUAUCGUGGAGCUGGUGAUCCUUCUCAUCCUCAUCUUCCUCAGAAAGAGAAUCGUCAUCGCAAUCGCUCUCAUUAAAGAGGCCAGCAGGGCUCUGACUCAUAUGAUGUCAUCGUUAUUCUACCCUCUGCUGACCUUUGCCCUCUUGUCUCUGUUGAUCGCAUACUGGGCCAUAACCUCUUUCUUCCUGUCCAAUCAGCCGAUCUAUAAAGUUAAAGACACCACAGAGUGUAAAUACUCCAACCAGAACUGCGACCCUCAGACAUUCAUCAGCUCUGAAGCGUUCAAGCACUGCCCAGGUGCGAAAUGUCUGUUUGCGUUCUUUGGUGGAGAGACGUUCCUCCAUAAGCACCAGAUCGUGUUUCAGGUCUAUAACUUGUUCAUGUUCUUCUGGUGUAUGAACUUCGUGAUUGCGCUGGGUCAGGUGACCCUGGCUGGGGCCUUUGCCUCCUACUACUGGGCCUUCAAGAAACCGGCUGACAUCCCGACGUUCCCUGUCUUCUCCUCACUCGGACGGGCCCUCAGGUAUCAUACUGGCUCAAUGGCCUUCGGUUCUCUGAUCCUCUCCAUCAUUCAGGUGAUCAGGGUGAUGCUGGAGUAUCUUGAGAAGAAACUGAAAUUUGCUGAAAACAGAGUUGCUAGGUUCAUCAUAAGGUGUCUGAAGUGCUGCUUCUGGUGUUUGGAGAAAUGCAUCAAGUUCCUCAACAGAAACGCCUACAUCAUGAUCGCCAUUUAUGGUAAAAACUUCUGCACGUCUGCUAAGAACGCCUUCUUCCUCCUGAUGAGGAACAUUGUCCGAGUGUUCGUGUUGGACAAAGUGACAGACUUUCUGUUGUUUCUGGGAAAGCUGCUCAUAGUGGGGAUUGUGGGAGUCUGCUGUUUCUUCUUCUUCUCGGGGAAGAUAAAGUUUGCGAAGGAAGUGGCUUCAUCACUGAACUACUACUGGGUUCCCAUUGUGACGGUGGUGUUUGGCGCCUACGUCAUCGCCAGUGGCUUCUUCAGCGUCUACGCCAUGUGUGUGGACACUCUGCUCCUGUGCUUCUCCCAAACUCACCGGGCCGACGGACGUGGUGAGGAAUGACGGCCUACUCAAACGGCCACCAGCAAAGUGGAGGAGGUGACAGCCAACUGUUACCAACCAAUUAUACGUGCACAGUUGGAACAUAAACACAUAAUCAC